Molecule: messenger RNA, 1779 nt
Organism: Asterias rubens (European starfish)
Lineage: Eukaryota; Metazoa; Echinodermata; Asteroidea; Forcipulatida; Asteriidae
Exons: 7
Coding region: 49-1065 (338 amino acids)
Source: RefSeq, a predicted model, not a curated record
GAAUGGGAUCAAUUCGUCAGAGAAUCAGCAAUUUUUUACUUGCCAGAUAUGCCAGCUUCUGAUGGAUUAGCUCGGAUUGCUUACCAUAGCAUCGGUAGAUCCAUGUUCGAUGCGUUUCCUUGUAUUGCCAGUGCUGGACAAAAUGCUUGGUCUCACUUCAACAGAUGCUUAAGCUCAAAGAUACGAUGGGAGAGACAGAAGCGACUCAAAGUGAUGAAACGCAAAGAAAGCCCAAAGGACCCUGAUGCAGCAAGUAAACGUCCUUGCACAAAUUCAUCUCCCCCACCACUAGCACUCCCUUCCAUUCAAGAGCCUUUGAUCAGCGAAACAGUGUAUGCUACACACAUCAAAGAAAUUCAAAAAGUGUUUACAGGCACUCGUAAGACAGACAUGACACCCACAGUGAUGGCCCACUUGGACAACCUAAUGCAGGAGACAUUCCCACGUAGAAGGAAGCUAAUACUGGCCCCAGACAACAUGGACACAUCAGAACUAGUAGAAAAGCUUUGGAAAGAUUUCCCAUGCCUUCAAAAUGACACAUGCCUAAUGCAGGAGAUCAGACGUUGUGACAUACACCUUGACACAUACUACAAUGACAACUACUUGGGUGUGCUGGAGAACCUUGGUAAACUGUAUGAUAUUCCACACGAUACCGACUUUGACCAUGUUCAAGUCCUUAAGGAGACGGAAGUGCGCCUGAAUAAACGCAUCAAAAAAACAGAGGUCAUCAAGGUCUUGAAGCUCAACUCGGACUCCAUGGACUCGAAAGUAAAUGGCCAGACAUCACCUAGCCUCGUCAUUACAACUGAUGAUAACCUUGUUACAUCUUCUCAUGUCGUGGGUUUUGGGCGGACCCUUGUUGAGAUGCAGGGGGAAGGUGCGUUGAAGAGGGGACUGCGGUCGCUUAUGGCAACCUACUACAUCCUUGAUUUCGAGUAUCCUCCAGGAUACUCGAUGAUGCUGAAAUUCAUACAGCACUACCUGAUGGGCAGGAUAGUGAAGGACAUCCCCAAGUCGAUCAAAACAUUGUGCUCCAAGGCUGGAGUGGCUAACAGUGUGGAUUAAGCGGUUGGAAUGCAUCUGAAAACCUGUCUGACACCAUCCAGUGAUAGCAUCUAAAGCGCAUGAUAUGGCAGUAGUUUUAAACUAUGCACUAAGGACACAUCACCUCAAGUAACUCACGCACCAAAUUUGUUCAUUCGUUCUCCUCCGAGAUGUGAAACUAGCACCUCAUGUGUUCAUGAUCCCAGGGCAAAGGUGUUGCUAUAUGUGCUAGUCAGCAGGUGCUAGUUCAAAAUUUUACCAUCACCUGAGGAGAGCCUAAACCGAUACCUGUAUUACAUGAGGCAAUAGGCGCACCUCAAGUGUUCAUGAUUCUGGGACAAAAGUGGUGCUAGUCAUUAUGUGCUAGUCAUUAUGUGCUAGUCAGCAGGUGCUAGUCCAAAAUUUCACUAUCACCUGAGGUGGGCCUAAAUCAUUACCUGUACCACAUGAGGCAAUAGGAGCACCUCAGGUGUUCAUGAUUUUUGGACAAAAGUGGUGCUAGUCAGCAGGUGCUAGUCAGCAGGUGCUAGUCAGCAGGUGCUAGUUCCAAAUUUUACUAUCACCUGAGGUGGGCCCAAAUCAAUACCUGUACCACAUGAGGCACAGAAGCACCUCAAGUGUUCAUGAUUCUGGGACAAAAGUGGUGCUAGUCAUUAUGUGCUAGUCAUUAUGUGCUAGUCAACACAACUGACACAUGAGGUGCAUGAAAUAAGUGCCUCAAGUGUUCAUGAUUUU